AUAUAUAAAUUAACACCAAUCAUACAUUGGUAAUAUAAUUUUAUUUUUAUUUUUUUUAUCGAGAAAGAAAAUAUUCUUAAGUUAAAGGUUAAAUACCCUUUUUGGUCCCUCUACUAUAGGAAAAAGCCCCUUUUUAAUCCUUGUACCAAAAAAAUCCCCUUUUUGGUCCUUACUGUUCACAAAUCCGGCCCCUUUUUGGUCCUUCCGUUAAUUUUUGGCUGAUGUGGCAGGUUAACUUAACUAGAACAGCUGAUGUGGAUAUGUCAACGCAUAAAAUAUGUUUAUGUGGACUCCACGUCACCCUCCACGUCACCCCACUUCCUCCAGCCUUUUUUUUUUUGUCCUUUUUUCCUUUUACCUUCAGACGCACUCAGCUCGCGGGUUUGUGAUGAACCCAGGAAAUGGUAUGAGACCAUCUUACUAAGUAUGGUUUUAUGAAUAGUUAUUCUGUUUGGUGGGCACAUGGUGAGACAUUUGUGAAUUCAGCAGAUCCAUGGUCUGCUACUAAUCUGGGAGAAUCAUCACAUAGCCAAGAUACACACCAUGAUGAAAGGAAUGACUUUCGUGAAAUGGUGUAUGAUGCAUUUUGUCUAGAGGAUGAUGAUAAUCGGGAAAUGGAAGGUAAUUUCCCCAAUCAACAUCUGGACGAGGAACCAAACAAUCAAGCAAAGGCAUUUUAUGACUUGCUUCAUGCAUCUACAAUUCCACUUGGUAGUGCUAAAAGAAAUGAGAUAGUGCUUAACUGGCUUUCUUAUAUGUUGCAUACAAAGAUUGCAAAUAAUAUAACUGCUAUUGGUUUAAUGCCAUUCUCAAAGGAUGUAGAAGGCAGUCCCCUUCCUCGAUUGGAUGGUGUUUCAAUGCGUCACCAAGUUGAAAACCUUCCUGAUGUGUUGUUUGGGAAACCCUUUGAAAACCAAACAAUUGAGGGUUUUGGGAACAUCCAUAAUUGGGUGAAAAGGCGCAUGCGCAAACUUAAGAGUACCAUAGGGAAUAAAAAUCAUGUCAAGGCAUCAAUUGUUGAGGCAUUUAUAUUAUACGAGAUAUCCCACUUUUGCUCUCGUUAUUUUGGGGAUGAUGUUGAGAUAAGCUGGAAUCAGCCUCCAAGGAACUAUGGUGGCAUUGGAACACGUCCCAGUAGCGUAGCUCCGGAUAUACAGCAAACGAUUGAUCCAUUAAUGGAUUAUAAUUUUGCACCUGAUCAUGAGAACGAGGGCCCUUCAUCCUUGAUGGGGAAAAAAGGACGAAGCAGGAAUUUAAAAGGAAUACACCCUCCAAAAAAUAGAGAGAGCAAGAAAUGGGUUAAACUCACUAAUGAUAAGCUCCAGUUUGCUGAUCCAAACAUCCCUCGGGCUAUCACUUCACUAUGGAAGUCAUGUUUUGAUGGCCCGUAUUUCACAUACGAGCGUGUCUCCCAAAGCAAGAUUGUUGAAAUAUAUAAUUGUUUCAAGACACUUUACCAGUGGGAUCCUGCAGAUAAUCGUCAUGUGCGAGAUACAUUCCUAAAUUGUAUGAAACAUAGAUGGAGUGACAACCUCAGGGAUGAGAAGUUGAAAUGGGACAAGAACUCAGCCUAUGUCCAACGUUGGAUCCCAACUCAUAUAUGGCCUCAACUGCUGACAUAUUGGGACUCUAAUGAAUAUCAGAGGCUCAGUGCAAGGGGAGCAAAGAAUAGGAGCUCUGGGGAAAGGGUGACUCACACCACUAGGUCCAUUAGCUUUGGCAUCCAUGAGAUGCGGAUGACUGAGUCUAGAGGUGGUGUGCAACCUCCCCAUCAGGAGAAAUUCAAGGAAACGAACACCUUCAAAAAAAUAGGCGAGAAAGGAUCAAGAGCCAGUGAUACUUAUGUUGCGGAGUGCACAGAUAGUCAUGGCUCUGAUGCUAGUUCAUGGCCACGCAUGGAUAACGAAGCAUGGGUUAAGGCUAUUGGAGGUUGCUCAUCUAAUUUCAUGCCAAGGAUUGGCUCCCAAGUAAAUCCAGAAAUGGUUGGUUUUACUUACAGGAAGAGACAACCCCAAGAAAACUUAAUAACAGCACUAAUGGUGUCUGACUAUGAGGAGACACGAGCAAAAGAUCAUGAGGAGUUAGAAAGACAACGCCAACAAAUUGCUCUGAUACAACAACAGCUGGCCAAUAUGAUAGAAGCUCAGAAUAGUAUGAGCCAGACAAUCGCACAAUCUGUUGCAGUAGCUCUAGCUGCUCAUGGCGUCUCCCCUCAGGCAGGUCAUCAUCUAGUUGCCCCACCACAGUCGUCACAUGGUCCUGGCUCAGGUCUUCGCAUGAAUUCAUCUUUCACCUACUCCACUAAUUCUACACAAACCUCUCCUAUGGUCCCUGAAUAUCAGCAACAGCGGCAAUUUCCGCCUCAAGAUGAGGAUGCAUACCAUCCUACUUUUGAUCCAGACUAUUAGGGUCCUUAGGUUUUUUAUUUUUCUGCUACGCACAUUAUCUACAUACUUUGCAUGGUUGGUUUUAUUUCUAUUAGUACUUUAAAUUGUUAACUUUAGCUUUUAUUACGAAAUAUUUUCUUAUUUUGCUUGACCUCUAGUGAUCAUACUUCAAAAGGUAUGAAGUUUUGGACUGCUUUGGAGGUUAAUUAUUAUUAACUAAAUAUCAUGGGUAUUU
Rubroshorea leprosula is the source of this 2622-nucleotide messenger RNA. NCBI's taxonomy places the organism in Eukaryota, Viridiplantae, Streptophyta, Magnoliopsida, Malvales, Dipterocarpaceae. The record is from the annotation of a GenBank genome assembly.